UUACUCGGAAACGACAGUGAACUCUCCUCCCCCCCUUGAAGGCAGCAGGCUGUACGUCUUCUGCCGCAGGGAGACAGACAGAGCACAGACAGAGCACAGACAGAGAUGGAGGAGUCGGACAUAUUCAAGUUCAUCUGUGCCAACAGAGGAGCGGUGGACACCGGGGAACUGUGCAACGUGGGCUCCGCCAAUGUGCCGCAGAUCAUCCGGAGUGAGAGGUUCCUCCUGUGUGGAGGUGGAGGAGGAGAAGGCCAGGAGGUGGUGGUGGCCAGAACCAGGCUGAGGCUGUGCAGGGUCAAGGACUGUCCGGGGACAUGUUCGAGACUCCACCUGUGUAAACACUUCCUGUUCAGCGGCCUCUGCUCCUUCGGCGGACGAUGCUGCUUCUCCCAUAAGCUGAACACUGACCACAAUGAGAGGGUACUGAGGCAGCAUGAAGUGGAGAGCCUGAGCAGGACAGAGCUGUGCACGCUGCUGCUGCAGAAUGACCACACGCUCACGCCUAAUAUAUGUCACGAUUACAACAACGGCGAUGGCAUGUUUGGCCUGUGUCAGGCUGGAGUUGGCUGCGAAAGACUGCACAUCUGUGAGCGGUACCUGAGGGGUAACUGCACCUGCUCCAGGACUCAUAACUUCAAUGCUCCACAGCCACUGAAAAUCCUGAAGGAGAAAGAUGUGCCUGACGAAAUCCUCCACUCCUUGAAAUUCAUCUACAGAAACAAAGAUGCUUUAAGGUUGUCUGGCCAAAGGGGAGAUCAUCAACAGCAGCAACCAGGCUCUUCUACAGGUGACGGCUAUGCUGCUGCCAACUUUGCUUGCGCCAGCGGUCCGAAUUUCAUACCAACAGAGUACGACAGAGGGAGAGGCGGUUUCCGGGGAAACAGGGGAAACAGGGGAAACAGGGGCAACAGGGGUAACAGGGGUAAUAGGGGAAUACAGGGCAACAGGGUUAUUCGGGGCAACAGGGGAAUUCGGGGCAACAGGGGAAAUCGAGGCAACAGGGGAAAUCGAGGCAACAGGGGAAACCAGGACGGCGUUGAACAGCUUCAACCAUCCGGUUCCAAUAGUGACUUCCUUCUUGACUUCGACGCCUUAGAUCUGUACACUGAAGACGGACUGAGCGAAGGCAACAGUGAGCAGCAACAACUAAACUCUUCCUCCAUCACUGAUGCGAGCAGCGACAAUGGGAGAGGUGGUUACCAGGGCAACAGGGGAAACAGGGGAAACCAGGGUGGCCUCCAACAGCAGCACCGAUCCUCUUCCUCUGGUGACCUCCUCUUUGACUUCGAUACCUUUUGCAAUAUGGGACAGAGCGAAGGCUUAGGAGGAGAGAUGAGAGGCUCAGGAGUGAGAGGUGGUUACCAGGGAAACCAGGGCAACAGGGGCAACAGGGGAAACCAGGGUGGCCUCCAACAGCUGCACCGAUCCUCUUCCUUGGACCGCCUCAUUAACUUCAAUACCUUCGAUCUCUGUAGCAAUAUGGGACAGAGCGAAGGCUUAGGAGGAGAGAUGAGAGGCUCAGAAGUGAGAGGUGGUUACCAUGGCAACCGGGGAAACAGGGGCAACUAUCAACAGCUGCAGAAUACUAACAAUGAUGACCCAAACAAUAGACAAAGGCCUGUCAGAGAUAAAACUGAGAUCUGUAUGUAUUUCAUCAUCGGACACUGUAAACAUGAGGAUAAGUGUUUCAGAGCUCACGACAAGAUGCCGUACAGGUGGCAGGUCAGAGAGGAGAUGCAGUGGACCGCCCUGCCCAAAAAUGAGGAGAUUGAAAAGGACUUCUGUGACCCCCAAAAAACCAACAGUGGUACUACCCAGCCUGUAGAUUUUGACCUCAUGACCUGUGGACCCAGAAAAGUACGACGACUCUCCACCUGUAACUCUUUGGUUGAGCCGACCUACCUCCACACCACCGAGUGGGUCUGGUACUGGGAGGAUGCGUUCGGAAAGUGGAACGCGUACGCUUCAUCCACUGGAGGACACAGCGCAGCAGGCAUGGAAAGCAGUGAGCUGGAGAAGAGGUUUCUGGCCAACCCCAAAGACGUGGUGGACUUUACCGUUGGUUCACAGUCGUAUUCACUCAGUUUCCAGGACAUGAUACAAACAAACAACCAUUAUAGCACAAAGAGACUCGUGAGGAGACGGCCCCAGUUCGUCACUAGAGCCGAUGUCAGAGCAAAGAGAGUGAGGAGGCCUCUGGCUCAACCAAACUGUCUUGCUAUACCAGACCACUGGGACAAGACACAGAUUCCUGCUACAGGAUACAAGCGAGUCUCCCUGAAGCACACCUCACAGGAAUUUAUGGAGAUUGAAGCUCUGUUCUUUAAAACCAUGAGAGGCUUUGACAUCGUCACAAUCGAGAGGAUUCAGAACAAACCACUGUGGGAAAGCUUUCAGUUGCAGAGGACUCAGAUGAGGACCAACAAUGGUGGACGCAACGUGCAAGAAGAACAGCUCUUCCAUGGCACCGACUCCGUGCACGUGGAUGCCAUCUGCCUCACCAACUUUGACUGGAGGAUCUGUGGAACUCAUGGAACCGCUUUUGGCACAGGUAGCUAAUUUGCCCGCGACGCCAAAUACUCCCACAGCUACACCGAUGACUCUGACGUCCAAUCCAUGUUCAUCUCACGGGUGCUGGUGGGAGACUUCACCAAAGGUUCCUCUGACUACCGCCGCCCUCCUUCCAAGGACGGCAGGGGCGCAAACCUCUAUGACAGCUGCGUAGAUGACGUCACAAACCCGUCUAUCUACGUCGUGUUCGAAAGGCAACACAUCUACCCCGAGUACCUGCUGCAGUACAAGACCUCAGGGCUCAAGACAGUACAGCCACCGAUCGCUACCAACCCGUACUACCCCUCAUUUGUACGCAGCACAUCAGCUCAGUCUAACACAGCUUCAAACCAACCCAGCAAUUUGAGUUACAAUUCCAACUCAGCCACCUUCCAGUACCCAUUAUGGAAAAGUCACUUCCAGCAUGUAUAGAUUCUCAAAGGAGGGGGUUGGGGGCAGGAAGCAAUGAGGCUGAUGGGAAAUGUGCUCCGAGGUAAAUGCAGAUGAGUGAUGCUGAUGGAUGAUGAAUACAUCCUGAUGUUUCAGAGGACUGAUCAAUGAUUUGACUUACAUGUUUACAUGUUAUUUUAUCAUGUUACUUAUCCUCCAUCAAGGUUUUAUAUUUUCAUCGCCGCUUGUUUGUUUGUUAGAUAGCAGCAUCACAUAUAAAUAACUGCACGGACACGAUGACAUAUGGCUGAGGAAUAUGCUGCAGAAGUAGGAUUUUUAAAAAUCAAUUUCUUUAACAUUUAACUUUGAAUGUUUCAUUAACUUUAACACUUCCACCAAUUUCCUUGCAGGGAAAAUCGCAAGUGCUCAGGCCCGCACAGUGCUGCUCGCAGCCCUGGUUUUUAAUAUGCAUUUUAGUUUGUGUGUGUAUUUGAGCUGCAAAAUAAAAAUAAUAUAUGUUCAGUUCUCUCCUUGGUGCAGCUGGCAUUAGUCACCUUGUUAUCUGUGUGGGAAUAAAACCUUAAAUGCAUUGAA
This is a messenger RNA of Hippoglossus stenolepis (Pacific halibut), 3534 nucleotides long. Its product is annotated as protein mono-ADP-ribosyltransferase PARP12. The record is from RefSeq and is a predicted model, not a curated record. Gene Ontology annotation, molecular function: NAD+ poly-ADP-ribosyltransferase activity; metal ion binding. NCBI's taxonomy places the organism in Eukaryota, Metazoa, Chordata, Actinopteri, Pleuronectiformes, Pleuronectidae. The transcript has 12 exons.